GCGGAGGGCCCUGAGGGGGCGGCUGCGGGAGUCCCCGGCCCGGCCGGGGCUGCCCCGGCCCUGCCCCGAUCCCCGCCCCGGGUUCCCCCGCCCCGGCUUUCUCGGCGGGAAGACGGCGUCCUGCCAGCCGUUCCUCCUCCUCCGGCUGCUGCGGAAGUGCCCGGCUGGGAAGUUUGCGGCCGGCGGCGGAGGGAGGCCGGGGGGGCUCUGUGGAGGUACGAUGCCGCCCAAAGGUCCCGGCAAAGGCAAGCUGCCAGUCCCGCUCCCUAAAGACAUGAUCCUGAAAGACACCGAAGGAAAAACCUGGAGGCUGGGCAAUCAGAUCGGCCAGGGAGGAUUUGGCCUGAUCUAUUUAGCAUCCCCUCAGACUCAGGUUCCUGUUGAAGAUGAUGCAGUGCAUGUCAUUAAAGUGGAGUAUCUUGAAAAUGGCCCCUUGUUUUCUGAGCUGAAGUUUUACCAGAGGGCUGCAAAACAAGAGCAUAUAAGAAAAUGGAUGAAUCUCAAAAAAAUAAGAUGUUUAGGAAUUCCAGUGUUUUGGGGAUCAGGCCUGGCUGAGUACAAGGGAAAAAGCUACAGGUUCAUGGUCAUGGAGAGACUGGGGCAAGACCUUCAAAGAAUCUUUGAAGACUGUGGAAGCAGGUUUAAGAAGGAAAUUGUUCUGCAACUUGGGGCACGGAUGUUGGAUACUUUGGAGUACAUACAUGAAAAUGAGUAUGUCCAUGGAGACAUUAAAGCAGCAAAUCUUCUUCUGGGCUACAGCAAUCCACAUGAGGUUUAUCUUGCAGAUUAUGGACUUUGCUACAGAUAUUGUCCCAAUGGGAACCACAAACAGUAUCAGGAAAAUCCUAGGAAGGGCCAUAAUGGGACAAUAGAGUUUACCAGCAUAGAUGCCCACAAGGGAGUAGAUGUGAAAGAAGAGUUAAACUUCUGCCACAUGUUGUCCUUACUGCAAGCCUGGAACCUUUUGCUUCCAACCAGCAGUGGGAAGUUCACCCAGGACUUUGCUGAACAGCGAGUGCAUUUUGGGCUGUGCAGAGCUCGGCCGGCGCUGCUGGAGCUGGGAGCAGGCUCUGCCCCAUCCAGACGAGGUGACCUUGAAAUCCUUGGCUACUGCAUGCUGCACUGGCUGUGUGGGAAGCUGCCCUGGGAGCAGAACCUCAAGGACCCUGUGGCUGUCCAGAGUGCGAAAACAAAACUUAUGGAUGAGCUCCCAGAUUCAGUGCUGAGGUGGGAUUCUCCUGGAAGCAGCUGCAGUGAAAUAGCCAAGUUUCUAGCCUCUGUUUCUGGCCUAGCUUAUGCUGAGAAGCCCAAGUAUCAGGUGCUGAAGAAAAUCCUGCUGGAUGGCCUGGAGUCAAGCGGGAUGCGCUACGACGGCCCCCUGGAAUUUUCCACAGCAGCGGGUGCACGGAAUCACCUCGCUGCUAAGGUGUCCAGGGGUCGCCUCCCAAAGCCUCCAGCAAAACCAGCUCAGCAGAAGGGAAAAAAGCCACAAGGUGAAGAACCUGCCUAUCAAAACAAAGCGUGUGUGGGGGUGACAGGCACACAGCUCCUGGAAGAAGGAAAGCCAAGUACACGGAACAGGAGGCGUCCCCAGGCAGAGCUGCAGCAGCAAACAGAGAUACUGUCUGUACCUCAGUGGGCUCCCUUGCCCAGGCCUUCCCUAAAUCCAGUGCAGCAGAAGGAAGACAUGGGGCACAAGGACCACGGCAGCUGCCUGAGCAGGCCCCAGACCCGGGGAACACGCCAGCAGUUCCACGUGGAAGAGAAGCCAUUUAAAUUUUACACUACAUCUCAGGAACCUGAGCACCCAAAAAAGGAAGACACUGCAAGAGAGCUGCCACCAUUUGACCCCUACAGAAUACUCUCAGAAUCCCGAAAGAAACACAAUCACCUUGUAACUCCAGUUCCUGCAGCUGCAUCCCACGCUGGUGCUGACACCACUCGUCCCUCUCUCUCUGCUGUGUUGAGGUUGGCCUUUGCUGAUCAAACCUAUCCCUACACUGCAGCUGUUCUGGUGCUUCUGCUGCUCAUUGUCCUCUCCUUGUAUCUGCUGUGAUGUUGCUGUUCCUGUGUCUUCAGUGGGAGUGCAGUGGUGCUCCCACCACGCAGCUUUUUCCUAGAGUUUCUUCGUUGAAGAUUUCAGUGUCAGGGGCUUGAAAAAGAAGUUUUUAAAUAAUCCUGUCAGUACAUGCCUGUACAGGCAAAAGUUCUCAUCUGCACUCAGUAGUUAUGGAUUCUCUGAACUACUUGUGCUGGCUUCUGUUAUAAAUGUUGACAUUCUUUUUGUUGUUUGUAACUGAACCUUUUGUUACGACAUUAAAAAAGUAUCAUUAAAUACAA
Molecule: messenger RNA, 2340 nt
Organism: Haemorhous mexicanus (house finch)
Lineage: Eukaryota; Metazoa; Chordata; Aves; Passeriformes; Fringillidae
Gene: VRK2
Product: VRK serine/threonine kinase 2
Exons: 16
Coding region: 221-2056 (611 amino acids)
Biological process (GO): signal transduction; peptidyl-serine phosphorylation
Cellular component (GO): cytoplasm; nucleus
Molecular function (GO): protein serine/threonine kinase activity; ATP binding
Source: RefSeq, a predicted model, not a curated record